Molecule: messenger RNA, 465 nt
Organism: Heterotrigona itama
Lineage: Eukaryota; Metazoa; Arthropoda; Insecta; Hymenoptera; Apidae
Source: the annotation of a GenBank genome assembly
AUGCGUCAUUGUACGUCAGAUGCAUCGAAGAAUCGUUUUUACACGUGGCAAGACACAAUCGUGGAGCACAGAAUUUCUUGGCCUACGGGAUUGCUGAUAGAAUCGGUGGUCGGUGACGGGCCAGACAAUCCGUAUUACAUUCGACAGUCCUACACACCGAAGGGUUACGUCAACUCCGAAGGUGAUCGUGAGAUUAGCAGAAAGUUUCUCAGGAACGGCACCGUUCUGAAGUAUUUACACGACGGGAGGGUGAUAGUUCUUCGUUCGAACGGGGUAAUCGUGACUUGUACCGCGUUUGAGAUGCUUGGAAGAAAUUACGACCAGGCCAGAGAUGGUUCAGGCGACAGACCGAACGAGACGAAAGUCCCGUCCAAAACGAGAAGAAAGCCAAUGAGUGGCCUGAGGUCUUCGUUGUUCGAAACCGGCGAGGGAGAUCUCGCGUCCGCGCGGCAGAAUUUAACAACG